Pomacea canaliculata is the source of this 859-nucleotide messenger RNA. RefSeq lists its product as uncharacterized. The record is from RefSeq and is a predicted model, not a curated record. The transcript is spliced from 7 exons. Bases 59 to 601 code for a protein of 180 amino acids. Lineage: Eukaryota; Metazoa; Mollusca; Gastropoda; Architaenioglossa; Ampullariidae.
CGCACGCUAGCUCGCACGAGACUUGCAACCUGAGAGGUCGCAAAGUGAAGACAGCGAGAUGGCGUUAAAAAUGGACACAUUGUUCUUGGAACUUACAGUAAUUGUUGGUUAUCUUGUCUGGUCUCCUGUUUAUGGCAAAGAAACCAAGUGUAAAGAAGAAUUUGAGAUGGCAUGCGUCAAAAGAGUGAUCUGUGAAUUCAAUGAAAAGAUCAUUGACGAGAGGAGAGAAUUUAUGAUUGAGUACAAACGUCCAGGGCAAACUAGAGAAGUCAUCGCAGCCUGCCAGUGGCGCAAUGAACAGUUUUCUUGUGACCCGGUGAAAGGCAUCUUGUGUGAGGCACAGCCAGGCAACAACUUUACUGUCCUGAUAGACACUAAAGAAAAAUGUCUAACAGAUGGAGAAAUUCAAUUUGAUGUGGCCCACGAACAACUUAUCCGGUGUGAACUGUCAAGAGAUAAAAGUGCUUCCAACAUCAAAUUGAACGUGACGCAGGCAAAAGGAACAUCUGGCAGUGGAGCUGAUGGAAACAGUGUGACUGUUGGUGUCAUUGCUGGUGUUGUUAUAUGCUUGCUUGUUACAUCUGUCAUCGCUGCAUUUUGAUUUUGGAAAAGAUCAAGGCAGGACACUUCAAUUGUACUCCCCUUGUGCAUUAGGAGCCCUGCAAACAAAACUGCAGUGUAAAAAACGAAAAUAGCAACUCAUUGCUUAUUCCCGCGCCAUUGCAGGCUGCCGGUUACUCAAUUCGACAUUGUACUCAGCCGAAAAAGAGAACAAAACAGUAUAUAUUUAAAUAUAUAUUUACAUUUUCAUGUAUAUUCUAAUAACAUAUAUGCUUGUUUGGUUUUUUCCUGUGGAUAU